CAGGUUUCAGAGUAGCAGCCCUGUUAGUCACAAGUACUCCUGUUUUUUUUAACAAGACAGAAAAGCUUAGGAAGAGACCUAGCAAAGAGGAGGUGGGGGAGUUUCUGCUCUCAGAGAGAAAUAAGGAGUAGAGUAUUAGGGAAGACUUGUGAAGGACUGAAGUGGUUUAAGGUUGUAUUUUUGUUUGGGAAUUUGUUGGAGAAUUCCAGGAGAGAAUCCUGCUAGCUAGUCAUGGCCCUGAGGGAGGGCUGAAGUCUGAAACCUCUGAAAGCCUGACUGAAAUACAGAGGAGAGGGAGGACCUUGCUUCCCCUACUAGCUACCAAGGAAUAUGGGAUGAAAACAAAAUGUGAUCUGACUGGAGGGCUGAGUUAUGAGAAGAGGCAGACCACCGGAGUGACUCUUGCCAGGAGGCAAUGGAGGAAGGAGACUGCAAUACCACACCUGCCCAUGAGGAGACAGCUGCGCUCUGUGAGAGUCCGAACAGCAAGGAGAUGAAGAAUGUUCAUGUCGGCUAUCUUUAUUUCCUUCUUCCAGAAUUCAAGCUGAUGGGUUGAACUUCCAUGCAGGUGAAUGGAACGUGCUGCAGUAGAUGGAGAGAACGUGAUGUCUCAAUAGACUGGGAGACACAGAAGGCUGAAACCAUUUGUCUGCAUUAAAACUGUGCGGCUUCCCUGCCAGAGACUCUCAGUGUUACAUUCCUAUAUUCCAGUAGAAAAGCUACUAUCAGAUCACAGCUUCCCCAGCCGAAAGCCUGCGGCACCGAGGACGUUGUGGUGUGUACAAUAAUAGCAGACAAUGUAACAGAGCUUGAUGUUACUCAGUAUAAAAGAUGACAAGCUGCAGGGGUGGAGAUAAAUACUUCAAUCACUUACCAAAAGCAAACCUCUGAGAUGUCUCCUCAUUAAAUCAGAUGAAGCCACCUUGGAAACGUGGGCCUGUAAAAGGAACCAAUAUAGCAUGAGUACUGCUGCGUGAUUUACCAUGGAAAAAUUGCUCUGCAGCAUCCUGGUGUUUGGAAUGGCAGUUGCGGUCAAUGCUUGUCCCAAAUACUGUGUGUGUCAGAACCUGUCGGAGUCGCUGGGGACUCUGUGUCCCUCCAAGGGCCUCCUUUUUGUACCAUUAGACAUAGACCGAAGGACUGUUGAACUCCGACUCGGGGGUAACUUCAUUAUUAACAUCAGCCGACAGGACUUUGCCAACAUGUCUGGCCUUGUUGACCUCACUUUGUCCAGGAAUACCAUCAGUUACAUUCAGCCCUACUCCUUUGCUGAUCUAGAAAGCCUUCGGUCUUUGCAUUUGGACAGCAAUAGGCUGCCCAACAUUGGAGAGGAUAUUUUGAGAGGCUUAAUUAACCUUCAGCACUUGAUAAUAAAUAACAACCAGCUGAGCAGCAUCUCGGACGAAGCCUUUGAGGAUUUUCUGGUGACAUUGGAAGACUUGGAUCUUUCCUACAAUAACCUCCAAGGCAUCCCCUGGGAAUCUAUAAGGAAGAUGGUAAACCUGCACCAGAUUAGCUUGGAUCAUAACCUGAUAGAUUAUAUUACAGAGGGGACGUUUGCAGAUCUUCAGAAAUUGGCCAGACUGGAUCUAACCUCUAACAGACUUCAAAAGCUCCCCCCAGAUCCCAUAUUUGCCAGGUCCCAAAUAUCUCCAUUAGAAGCAACUCCAUUUUCUCCACCUCUGUCUCUUAGCUUUGGAGGCAACCCGCUGCAUUGUAACUGUGAGCUGCUGUGGUUAAGGCGGCUUGAAAGAGAUGAUGAUAUGGAAACUUGUGCUUCCCCUCCAAAUCUAAAGGGAAGAUACUUUUGGUAUGUACGGGAAGAGGAAUUUGUUUGUGAGCCACCUCUCAUUACCCAGCAUACCCACAAGUUGCUGGUUUUAGAAGGGCAAACUGCCACAUUAAAAUGUAAAGCCAUCGGGGACCCAUCCCCAGUCAUUCACUGGGUGGCUCCAGAUGACCGACUCAUUGGGAAUUCUUCGAGGACAGCAGUCUACGAUAAUGGUACUUUAGAUAUCGUUAUCACGACAUCCAAGGAUUAUGGAACUUUUACGUGCAUCGCAGCCAAUGCUGCUGGAGAAUCGACCGCAACCAUUGAGCUCUCGAUCGUGCAGCUUCCACACCUCAGCAACGGUACGGGCCGAGCUGCCCCACCCAAAUCCAGGCUUUCUGACAUCACUAGCUCCAGCAAGUCCAAUCGAGGGGAGACGAAAGGACCACCAGAAAGGACUGUCUUGGUGUCAGAGGUGACAACUACCUCAGCUUUGGUCAAGUGGACGGUGAGCAAGUCAGCCCCCAGGGUUAAAAUGUAUCAGCUGCAAUAUAACUGCUCGGAUGAUGAAGUUCUAAUUUACAGGAUGAUCCCUGCUACAAACAAAGCCUUUGUGGUGAACAACCUUGUAUCUGGAACGGGCUAUGACCUUUGUGUGUUGGCCAUGUGGGAUGACACUGCCACAACACUCACAGCCACCAACGUCGUGGGGUGUGCCCAGUUCUUCACCAAAGAGGACUAUCCUCAGUGCCAAUCCAUGCACAGCCACUUCCUGGGUGGGACAAUGAUCUUAGUCAUUGGAGGCAUCAUUGUGGUGACUCUACUGGUGUUCAUCGUCAUACUUAUGGUCCGGUAUAAAGUUUGUAACAAUUCCCAGGGGAAGAUGGCCAAUGUCAGCAAUGUCUACUCACAGACUAAUGGAGCUCAACCCGUUCAAAACGGGGUCCUGCCCCAAGUCAACCCCAAAGUGGUGGUAAGAAAUGAACUCAUGGAGUUUAACUGUGAAUCUGUACAGAGCAGCAUCUCCUCCUCUUCUAGUUCAGUGAAUAGCCGCGACUGUGAUGAUUAUAGCCUCCAAAGUGAACAAGGCACAUUGUCCAGUAAGUGGAGGCCUCCUUCUAGGUCAAAACAUAACAUUGAUCGGCUAAUGGGAGCUUUUGCCUCCCUGGAACUGAAAUGUCAGAAAAAGGAGGACACGGUAGACUCCAGAACUUCCACAGUGGCCCGCCACUCGGACAAAGAGCCGCUUCUGGGCCAACAGGAGUCAAAAUUCCGUAGUCUCCUCAUGUUACCACUGGAGGGGAAAACGAAACGUAGCCAUUCUUUUGACAUGGGGGACUUUGCCACAUCUCAAUGUUGCACCUACCCAAAAAAGAUAACGAACAUUUGGACAAAGCGCAGCCUCUCGGUGAACGGCAUGCUCUUGCAGUAUGAUGACAAUGACUUAGCAGGGGCGAAAGGGACUUAUGGGAGUUCAGAAUGGGUAAUGGAAAGCACAGUGUAAAUAACAGCUUCUCCCGCCUCGCUUCUCCCUAAUUACAUCAAAUGUAAUAGAAUCUGGUUUUGUUGAAAAGCCAUGGAAAUGAAAAGGGGGGGAGGAAACAUGCUCAACCACACUGGAGAAAAGAAAAGAGAGAGAGAGAGGUAAAUAAAAAAAAUAAGAUGAUAAAAGAGGAAAAAGGUAAUGAAAUGCUAAUAAGCAUGUGUGGCCCCAUUAAGGUCCGGUCCCAACAAAACUGAGUGAGAACAUUUCAAGGAAUUUACCAGUCGUAUUUAGCGUUGCUUUCCAAAAGUCGCCUGGCCUCCCAGUGACCCGACAAACAAGCUUAAACAUGGAUUAAAGUGGGUUUAGCAGCACAUAUUUAAUUCAAAGGGUUUGGGGUUUUUUUCCUUCCCUUUUUGGUAACCUGUGAAAUACACUCCCAUGGAUAGAAGACUGAUGCAAGUAUGUCACUGGCUGUAAUUGCGCAUGUCAUCACAGAACUACACUAAGGGCAUCUAUGGGGACAGAACAGAUCAGUUUUUCAGCUGAAUCUCUUGGUGUUAUCAAAAGCAUAUGGAGAUUUCUCCCCCGCUCCCCAUUGUUGGGCUGAGGGGUUUUUUGGUUGGGGUGGUUUUUUGCGGGAAAAAGGGAUGUUUCUUUUUUCCUUUUUGUUUUUAUUCUCUCAUCAAAUCCCUGUGAUGAAACCAAGGAUAUGUACAAAGAUUAAACUCUUGAUGUGUACUGUAUAACCCGCCUUCAACACCACCCUUUAUGUCCUAGGAAAAUGAAAUCUAGGGGGCUAAUAAAUUUUAAAAAUAAUCAUCUUUCUUCCAUCUCCUUCAUGGUCACUGCUUGUCAAGGCAGAUUGCAACAGCUAUUCAUAUCAGUGGGGGGGUUGCUAUCCCAGAGGGAGGAAAAAAUUCAAGAUUUCAUAUAAAAGGCAAGAGAGAGGUGAAAACAAAAGCUGCUCUGGUGAACUCUACACAUUAUUAAUACAAAUUGCUUCUGGCCAAGGUUAUUCUGUCACUAUGUUCGACUGAUAAAGAAAAUGCAGACUUUAGCUCGUUUGCAACCAGAAAGCUCUUUGUCCAGUCAGUCGCCACAACAGGGCGUGUCUGUAUCAGUAGCAUUGCAGGAAGUGCAGGUCUCUGAGCAUUUAAGGGGAUUGUAAGUGUAAUGGGGAUGUUCCUAUUUAGCCACGGAAAACAAGUUAGAAUUGGAUGUCUCAGAAUAGAUGGUCUCCCAAGUGUCACCUGCAUCAUGCCCCUUCACCUAUUCCCAGACCUCUGUCCCAUCCCUUGCAAAGGUACUUGCUACCUGAGACCAGUGGUUCUUCUUUAUGGCUUGUAAACUGAUUUUCAAGUUCCUUUUGGGGAAGCAUUGCUGCGGUUCUGGGAAUGCUGUGGGUGCACGUGGUCCAUCCACCUGGCUCCAUUGUCCAUAGUGACUUUAAUGUGAUUUCCAAUAUUUUGGUGGC
Molecule: messenger RNA, 4731 nt
Organism: Mauremys mutica (yellowpond turtle)
Lineage: Eukaryota; Metazoa; Chordata; Testudines; Geoemydidae
Gene: LRFN2
Product: leucine rich repeat and fibronectin type III domain containing 2
Exons: 8
Coding region: 984-3275 (763 amino acids)
Cellular component (GO): postsynaptic density membrane; cell surface
Molecular function (GO): protein binding
Source: RefSeq, a predicted model, not a curated record